AUGGAGAGCAUUGGCACUGUAGAUUCCUCUGGGUUGGCAAGUUUUCAGCUGGAAAUGAGUGGCAAGCCAGACAGCAUGGUGUCUAAGACGUGUCACAUCUUCACGCCGCUGGACCCAUUCACUAAGGAGGCCAAGCGAACAUGGCUUCAGCCAAACGGGGUCUCCCAAGACAUACUUGCCAUGAACACUGUCCUCGAGACCAUCCAACAUGGGGGCAGUCCACAGAACCUCCUGGAUGGAGUUGUUUCCAUGACCUCUACAUCUCUCAAAUUCUUGAAGGACAUAGUGGGACUGAACAAAAAUAAAAACAUUGGUGAUAGCCUGGUGGAUCAGAUUUCAGAGAAUAUUGCAAAGGACUUUGCAUCUGCCGCAAGUAUAAUCUUCCGAAGUCUUGAGUUUACUCCUGCUGGCAUCCAAGUCUUGAAACAAAUUACGCAGCAACUGGCCAUUAGCAGUAACAAUGCUUCUCCCUUUUGCUCACACCACUUGGUGAAAACACACUUCAAUGAUGCGUACCUAGCACUUCUUGACUUUGCACAAGCUCACACCACCACAAAAUUAUCUGCAAGCGAUCUGAGAAGGGACCAGAAGACUAACAGUGCCCGUGCUGCACAUCCUUUGAGAACCGGCCUUGAUGUACUUUUGUGUGGCAAAAUUAACAUGGAAGAAGAGCCCUCCAAAUUCCCAGGCGGCAUGAAAUCUGAGAGCCAGACAGACUUCCAGUUCAAUCAAGAUUCUGCCAGCCUUGGAUUCCCCAUUGGACACUUUGGGACACUUUCCGAUCACGCAAUAAUGUGGUGUUGCCCUCCCAAAAAGUUUGGUGAUCAUCUCAUUCCCAUUACCACCAGGUCUGGAAAAUUGUCCAAACCAUCUUUGGGAAAGAUACGUGUCUUUGUAGCCAAGGAUGUGGCCAAUAAUACACCCUUCGUUCCUCUGUACUCUUCUCUCCAUCAGGAGGCAAAUGGGUGCGCCAAAGGACUAGGGGACCUCUUAAAUCCAUCUUCCACUGAUGAGAUUUUCAUCAUCUUCAGGAAUGCAGUUACCACAUCUCUGGCAUGCUCAACAAAUUAUUUGAAAAGUUCCACAUUGCGCUACAAUAAAGGAGAGAUAGAUACAACAAUGUACAGUCAGACUGUUUGUGGGGUAGCGAGGGAGAUUGCAACGAUGACCAGAGUCACACUCCUCAGCUUAGAUGGUACACCAGCUCGUCUGAGCGUCUUCAAGCUUCGAGUUUGGGACAUGGCCAUGAUGAGUCCUUGGGCUGAAAAUCUGUCAUCAAAUCCCAUAAUAGCAAGCUACUUCAAAGCCGAGCGCAGUGCUUUCCUACGCUUUGCCCAUGACAGAAUUCAGAAACAGGAAGCCAUGGACCCCGAUUACAACGGUUCUGUAAUCAAGGAGGCCCUCAAACACUUGAGAGAGCCAAAUCAUCAAGGCACCGGACCAAAAACACCUGGUAUCUCAAAGGUGUUGAAAACGACGAAUUCUGUUAGUCUACCACAGGACACUGCACCGGCGUCCGCCUCCGGUGAUCAUUCAGAGCUUGCUGAAGCUGUCCCUCCUCAAGAUACUCCCUCUUUCACGCAGGGAAUGUCAAGGAGUGCGGAUAAAAGGGCGGAGAAGAGGAGAAGGCAGAAAGAGAUGAAUGCGUGCUUGAGGAGUGUACUGACCGCCUUGAGGGAGCUGUCGGGAGUGGACUUCGGAACUGGCAAAACAAACACUGAUUUUCAGAGAUCAAUUGUUGACCAGAAGGAGUACCUGGCGUCUUUGGGCUACAAACUGGAGCCCUUAUCUCCUGGAAUUGACACAAGUCUUGGUCAGCUUGAGGCAUUCAAAAACAGCCUUCCGACCAAAACUAUGAUCAAACCAACGGCCGCCAUGAACGUCUCGAAAGCGGGUAAUGAGAAGGACGGCACAGUACCACAUGGGACGGAGAGUGAUGACCCGAUGUCUCCGGCAAAAACGAAGAAGAUGAGUCCAAGCGAUGAGAUCAUCUCCCCAGCAAGAUAUUCAUAUCACAACACUGCUAUUCCACUGCCGGAGUAUUGUUCACCUACCUAUCUGGGUUAUUUCAUGAUGAGAAUUGUCAUUGAAACCAUGGGCACGACUGGUCAGGGCCUUCCACCAAGGCCCGUGGACGCAGACCUAGAUGAUGUAUGCUUUGAACAUGAGGAAGAUGCAGGAGACCCAAAAGGCCUUGAACGAAUUGGUGCAGCCAAAAGGAGUGCCCUCGCUUACACCUACAGAUAG
This is a messenger RNA of Tremella mesenterica DSM 1558, 2247 nucleotides long. RefSeq lists its product as uncharacterized. Bases 1 to 2247 code for a protein of 748 amino acids. Lineage: Eukaryota; Fungi; Basidiomycota; Tremellomycetes; Tremellales; Tremellaceae. The record is from RefSeq and is a predicted model, not a curated record. The transcript is spliced from 3 exons.